AUGUACUCGCUGCUCAUCGACACCUACGUCAAGGACACCGCCGAGAAGGCCCACCUGUUCAACGCCGCCCAGACCAUCCCGUCGAUCAAGAAGAAGGCCGACUGGGCGCUCAAGUGGAUCGCCACCGAAGGCGUAGAGACCUUUGGUCAGCGCCUGGUCGGAUUCGCCGCCGUCGAGGGCAUCUUCUUCUCGAGCUCCUGCUCCAUCUUCUGGCUCAAGAAGCGCGGCCUCAUGCCCGGCCUGGCCUUCUCCAACGAGCUCAUCAGUCGCGACGAAGGUUUGCAUUGCGAUUUUGCCUGCCUCCUCUACAGCAUGCUCGUCAACAAGCCCUCGGAUGACGUGACCAGGCAGAUCAUUCUUGAGGCCGUCGAAAUGGAAAAAGAGUUCGUCACUGAAUCGUUGCCGGUCGCCCUGAUCGGCAUGAUUCUGGGGUCAGUGCGGACCGAGAUCUGCAUCAUUGCGUGGGCACGGGGUGGUACCGAGUGGAUGUUCUCGAUGGCAAUUUGGAAACCAUAG
Acanthamoeba castellanii str. Neff is the source of this 516-nucleotide messenger RNA. RefSeq names its product ribonucleosidediphosphate reductase, beta subunit. Gene Ontology annotation, biological process: deoxyribonucleotide biosynthetic process. Bases 1 to 516 code for a protein of 171 amino acids. The record is from RefSeq and is a predicted model, not a curated record. NCBI's taxonomy places the organism in Eukaryota, Discosea, Longamoebia, Acanthamoebidae. The transcript has 2 exons. Gene Ontology annotation, molecular function: oxidoreductase activity.